AUGGACGCCGGCCACGUGGCAGCUGACGUGGUGCGGGCGGCGGAGGCGGCGGUUCUAGCGUGGUGGGCGACAGCGGCGACGUGGGUGAAAUGGCCCGUUGCGAUCUUCCUACCACUGUUCGCGGUGGUCAACAUACUGUUCGGGGCAGCAACAGCAGCCGACCUCGCACCCCUCUGGCUGCUCGGCCCGCUCCUCCUCUCCGCCUCGCUCCGCCUCUCCCACUCCCUCCUCCAACUCUCCCUCACCCUUCUCAACCGCACUGCACCGCAGCGCCAGCUCCUUCUCACUCACGCCACCGACCUGGCAGGGUACCUUCGCUCCGGAAACGUCCCAGAAGAUGUGAGGAAGCUUCUCGGGAAGGUGCAGGAGGAGGUGGAGGAGAAGAGGCGUAGUGCGUUGUCUGUAGUGCAGGAGAGGCGGGCGGCACUGGUGGUGUACGUGAACAGUGGGCGGAUGGCAGAGGACGUGCAGUCCAAGGCAGAGCGGUGGGCCGUGGCGCGGUGGGAGGAGCUUUGUGAUUGGACCAUCGUGCGAGCAGAGGAUGCGUCUGAUUGGCUGAGAGUCACGCAGAGACGGUUGGGCAAGGUGGUGGAGAAGGUGUUCUGA
Molecule: messenger RNA, 606 nt
Organism: Closterium sp. Naga37s-1
Lineage: Eukaryota; Viridiplantae; Streptophyta; Zygnematophyceae; Desmidiales; Closteriaceae
Source: the annotation of a GenBank genome assembly